Molecule: messenger RNA, 883 nt
Organism: Amoebophrya sp. A25
Lineage: Eukaryota; Dinophyceae; Syndiniales; Amoebophryaceae
Source: the annotation of a GenBank genome assembly
AAAAAGAGGACGGCGCUGAGGAAGAUGGUAGCGCCGAAGAGGGUGGCCCAGAAGAAAAACAGCUGGAUGACGACGCGAAGGAUGAGGAUCAGACUCGUCGUGAAGACGAAGCAGGAGGUGACGAAGAAGACGCCGACAAGAAAGAAGGCGAGGAGGAAAAUGCUGAAAACGAGGACGAGAAAAAGGAGGAUGAAGAAAACAAGGAGGACGAUCUACCGACACCUGCGCCUGAGCAAAAUGCAGCUGAUCUUCUCGACCGCGCGCCGGAGGAGAAAGAGCCGGGAACCGACGACGCGGCCGAGGAAGAAAAAGAGAAGAAGGACGAAGAAGACCCUGCUUCGAAGCAAGCAGAACACUGUGGCGAGAGCGGAGAUCAGGGAGAAGCUGCUCCCAUUGAAGCUGACAAUGAGGUCCAAGACGACAAUGCUCCUAACGACAAUAUGACCAGUGACACGACAGGCCAGUCCCAGGAGCAGCAGGGCAGCAGGAAGUCGGCACCUCAAAAAGCUCAAGAGAAAUUGCAACAGCGCCCUAAGGACCGCAAUCGCUCAGCGCCUCAGCAGCAACGCGACGACAAGAACGAUCAGACCGAUGCUGCCGACGCCGACGAGAAUAAGUUGGAAAAAGUCGAUGUUGUUGAUCCGGACCGUGAGGAUGACAAUGCUCAGGACUUGAAGCAGGACCCAGAUUCCAAGGAGCAGGAUGAGAAGCUGGAAAAGGGUCUCCACGAAGCCGACGAAACGUCGAAGCAAGAGGCGAUCGGCGAGGUGCGUGAGCUUGAUCCGCAACAGCAAGAGAUCGCCAACCGAAUGAUGGAGGAGGAACUCGAGGAACCACUCCAAAUGAAAGAAGACCUACCAGCGGAUGAGGAGGAAGACGCAGA